AUGCUGUCAUCUCGAGUCAAACGCCGAAAAGCGCUCAACUCCGACUUUCGUGCUCUCGAAAGGCGGCGUCGGGUAUUCGCACCACUUGAGGUUGUCGCACUUGCCUUCGCUUGCGAUCUGCCCUUCGAGGACCAAUUGCGCAACUGGAUGGGAGGCAAUCGUAUUCUGGCGUAUGCGGCCAUGAGAAAACUGCGUAUAGUCACGGCGGAGUAUCUGCCUUUCCUCUUGCACGACCGCCCUCCGAAAGCUCGAAGAUUCGACCCGCUUCGCAUACCAUUGAAACCGACAGCAUCAUCGCCGGAUAUCGGUUUUGUUCUGCUAGCACUCUGCUUGAACUACUUGAAGGCUUGGAGCACUGUCAUCAUCCCGGUUCUGCAGAAGAAAGUCUAUGCUUAUAGCGCUGACCGCGAGACGUUACUGUCAGACUGCCAGAAGAUCCUGCAGGAUCUGAACGACGUGACCAUCGCGGAGGAGUUGGAUGAAAGGCUCAGUAUUGUGAAACGAGGGUCCAAAGCGUCACGGGAGGCGAACAGCACCGGUCAAACAGUUCGAACCGACCUCAUCCCUCCCAGUGGACCAGCAUCACCUGCACCCCCUUUCCUAAGCAACUCAUGGCCAGAGUCCCGCGCUGCUUCAUCAGAGCAAGUCUCAAAAGACAUGCCACUGCUGCUUGUUGAAGACUCGCGUAUCUCCCCUACUGAAGACGUUGGACGAUCGUCACCUCCCCCUCUGAUGACUGAUCAUGUGCAGGCAGAUGCCCUUGGACUGCCUUCGGGUAGAUAUACUGGACCAGACACCGAUAAGACAGUGCCCCGAACGACUUCGCAAUCGGACCAGAGUGCGCUCAAGGUGGAGACGUCAAUAACCUCGCAAGUACAGUCAUCAGCACCGCCAGAACAACCGAAGUUGAGACUUCAAUCGAAACUUCCCCGCGCAAACCCAAACGAGAACGUUCACUGGAAGCCACUCGACAAGCAGAAAUGGCGUCCAAUCAAUAGCAGUCCAUUCAAUAAUAGCGGAAGUAGUGGAAGAACAAUAUAUCGACAUUAG
Peniophora sp. CBMAI 1063 is the source of this 1050-nucleotide messenger RNA. The record is from the annotation of a GenBank genome assembly. Lineage: Eukaryota; Fungi; Basidiomycota; Agaricomycetes; Russulales; Peniophoraceae.